AGGAGGAGCCUAGGGGGCUGCUACCAGAGCAGGUACACCCAGUGAGGGGAGGGAGAGACCAUGGACCUGAGUGAGAGGAGGCCCAACAAGUGGUGGACAGAGUCGGACACCUUCGCCAUGCUGGCCCUCAUCGAGCAGCUGGACCUGGUGCAUGAGCUGGAUAAGAAGCGCCAGCGCAAUGACUCACACUUCCGCCGCCUGCGCUACAGCCUGGCCAAGCAGGACAUCCACUUCACCGUCAACCAAAUACGCAACCGCUGGAAGAGCCUGAAGCACAAGUACCGCAAGAUCAAGAUGGCAGGAUAUCGUAGCCCCGCUGCACGCCUGUCUACCAUCGAGGCGUUCCGUUACUUCCGUAUGCUGGACCGCAUGCUGGCCAGGAGGGCCCGGGUGGGGGCCCCAGAUCAAGGCAUUGCAGAUGGACACAAUAUGGUGGUGUUGACCCCUUUGGACAUGGAGGAUCAUACUGAUGGUACUACUUUAUGGCUUUAGGAUUAUUAUACAUUUAUUAUGUGACAUUAAAUAGUUGUAAAGAAGUGUAUGCUUUGUGUUGGCCUGCUCUGCUCACUCUUCUUCUCUCUCUUCCCAGGUGAUGUUGCUCAGCCCGACUCUGUGGCCCCUUGGCAGGACAGCCUGGCUCCAGCUCUAGAUGGAGAAGGAGACGAGACUAACGCCAUCCCAGAAGAGGCCAACGUCAGCACUCCGGGCUGGGCCCUGAAGUCAGAAGAGAUUAUGACUUUGGGUCUGUCUGGAGAGUAUCUUUACCCAGUGAAGAGUGAGCCACAUUCAGUACCCUCUUUACAUGAUGGUGAGGGAUCUAGUGACCCCACUAGCUGCAGUCCAGAAGAUGAAAUUGGUGAGUGCUUUUAUAACUGAUGAGUUUAGAGUGGCUACAUGACCACCUAUAUUCUAUGUAAUUAAUGUGUUAUUUUGAACUAAUAUCGUGUAAUUAAUCUGUUGGAAUUACUUUGUAUUUAUCAAUUGUUUAAAGCUUUGGAUAAUAGAUAUUACAGCGAUAACCUAAAACAAAUACAAGUUGUCCUGCUGUUCAUUUCUCUACAGGCACUUGUGAGGACACCAGCACCCUGAUCCUCCAGCAGCUCACCAUCCUGAACCAUCAGCUAGGGGAACAGCUCGCUGAGCAAAGGGCCUUCCACUGCAGCAUGCUGGGUAUGAUGGACCGACAGAUAGAGGUCCUGGAGCAGCUCUCCAACUUCUCCACAGGCCGCCAUGUCAAGACCGAACCCGAAGACAGUGACACUCCUAUCAGCCAGCAGGUCCACAACUCCCUGGUGCGCAUCCUGAGAGGAGUGGAACAGGUCCAAACCCAGGGACACCAACCGUGCUCAUGCAAGGCCUCCCCAUCACAGCCUACAUCUCCCUCCUGGACGGUCUCUCUGUUGGAGGUCCACAAAGGAUCACCCUCCAGGGAUGAGAACUCAACUAGUGACACACCCAACCCUCAGCCCUCAGACAAUGGGCGGCCUGAACCUCAAAUACCAUACCCCUCAGAGCAGCUUCCCCCUUCCCCACAGAAGGGUGUUCUGUUUAACGGACUCUCAAACAAGUGCCAGCACAAGUGAGUGCUCUUGAAGCUUCAUCCAGUAGUGGAACAUACAGUGCUCUGACAGAGGAAAGCAUACACUCUUAGAAAAAAGGGUU
Coregonus sp. 'balchen' is the source of this 1662-nucleotide messenger RNA. The record is from the annotation of a GenBank genome assembly. NCBI's taxonomy places the organism in Eukaryota, Metazoa, Chordata, Actinopteri, Salmoniformes, Salmonidae.